Messenger RNA from Oryza sativa Japonica Group (Japanese rice), 3384 nucleotides. RefSeq lists its product as uncharacterized. Gene Ontology annotation, cellular component: small-subunit processome; Noc4p-Nop14p complex; nucleolus. Gene Ontology annotation, biological process: maturation of SSU-rRNA. The record is from RefSeq and is a predicted model, not a curated record. Lineage: Eukaryota; Viridiplantae; Streptophyta; Magnoliopsida; Poales; Poaceae.
GCCUCCCCGCUGCUCCUCUCCUCCCCCCGUCCCCCGGCAAUGGCGAAGACGAAGCCCAUGGCGGCUGCCGCCGCCGCCGCCGCGGCGGACAAGAAGAAGGGGAAGGGCAAGAAGAAGAAGCAGGGGAAGAACGGCCCGGCUGCGGUCGCGAUGAAGGCCCGCGGCGCCGCGGCGGCGGCGGCGGCGGCGGCGGCGUCGGGGAGCAACAACCCCUUCGAGGCCAUCUGGUCCCGCCGCAAGUUCGACGUGCUGGGCAAGAAGCGCAAGGGGGAGGAGCGCCGCAUCGGCCGCGCCCGCUCUGAGGCCAUCCACAAGAGGGAGAACACUCUGCUCAAGGAGUUCGAGCAGAGCGCCAAGUCGUCCGUGUUCCAGGACCGGCGGAUCGGGGAGAGGGACGAGACGCUGCCCGAGUUCGACAAAGUUAUCCUCCGCCAGCAGCGUGAGCACAUGGCAAAGCUGAAACGAGAAAGCAAAUACAAUCUAUCUGAUGAUGAGGAAGAUGAGGUUGAUGUUCACCUGCCUCACUCUCUCUCGGGAAAAGAUGAUUUUGAUGAAGAAGUGCCUCUUGAUGAUUAUAGUGAUGAAGAAGGUCACAUGAUCCUCUCGAAGAACCGCAUACCUCUCCAAAGUGGUGAUGUUCCUUCAGAAAUUGGUCUUCCUGAAGGAACUAAUGUUCACAAGAGCAAGAAGGAAGUUAUGUCAGAGAUCAUUUUAAAGAGCAAAUUUUACAAGGCCCAAAAGGCCAAGGAGAGGGAAGAGGAUGAACAUCUUGUAGACAAGUUGGAUAGUGACUUUGCAAUGUUAGCCCAGACACAGGCGAUGUUGUCCUUGACUCGAUCAGCUAGAAUGGAUGCAAAUAAAUAUAAUUCAAGUACAGUCCAGAAAGAUUCAUUUGGUUUGACUGCCAAGGAGAUUUUUAAUAAGGAAAAACCAGAUGCAUAUGAUAAAUUAGUGAAAGAAAUGGUUAUGGAUCAACGUGCUCGUCCAUCAGACAGGACAAAAACACCAGAAGAAAUAGCUCAGGAGGAAAAAGAACGUCUUGAGAAGUUGGAGAAAGAGCGUCAGAAACGAAUGCUUGGAACUGCUGAGUCCUCUGAUGAAGAUGAUGAUGAUGACGAGGAGGGUGACCGCAGCACGAAGCUAGACAGCUCAAAACCUAUAUCUGGUGAUGAUCUUGGUGAUUCCUUUUCUACUGAUGAGCCAGCAAGAAAGGAAAAGGGCUGGGUCGAUGAAAUUUAUGAAAGAGAGGGUAAAAAGAUUGGUGAAGAUGCUGAAGGGUCAGACAAUGAAGAAUCUGAUGAUGAUGGUGAUGACGAUGAUGAUGAUGCUGAGGAUGGUGAUGAUGAUGCUGAGGAUGAAGAUGAAGAAGAGGAUUUAAGUGAUAAUGACUUUGGUAAUAUGUCUGCUAGAGACUGGGAGCAAAGUGACGAUGAUGAGGUUACCGUGGAAGAAGAUGAAAUGGAAGGUCUCAAACAAAAGGAACAGAAGAUCAGUGGCAAAGUGGUGAAAAAAGAUCUACAAAAUUCAAAGAAAGAGUCUAAUGCAGAAUCGCAAGUCAAGGAUGACAAUCUUCCUUUUGUGAUAGAAGCACCAAGUAACUUGAAAGAUCUAUGCUCCUUGCUAGAUGGUUGGUCAGAAACUGAAAUAAUUGAGAUUAUUAGUCGAAUUCGUACAUGCAAUUCAAUAAGGCUUGCAGCUGAAAAUAGAAAGAAGAUGCAAGUUUUCUAUGGUGUUCUCCUGCAGUACUUUGCAGUAUUAGCUACUCAGAGUCCAGUGAGAUUCAAACUAAUUGACACCCUUGUUAAGCCUUUAAUUGAGAUGAGUGGGGAGACUCCAUAUUUUGCUGCCAUCUGUGCGAGGCAGCGACUUAUCCACACACGUACUCGUCUAUGUGAAGAUAUAAAGGUUUCAGGAAAGAGCUGCUGGCCAAGUUUGAAAACAUUACUUCUUCUGCGGUUAUGGUCUCUUAUAUUUCCCUGCUCUGACUUCCGCCAUGUGGUAGCAACUCCAAUGCUUUUGCUUAUGUGUGAAUAUUUGAUGCGAUGCCCCAUACAAUCUGGUCGAGAUGUAGCCGUUGGUUCUUUCUUGUGUUCCAUGGUGCUUGUGGCUACUAAAGAGUCUAAGAAAUUCUGCCCUGAAGCUGUCGUUUUUCUGCAAUCUCUUUUGGUAACAUCUCUGGGAGGAAACCUGGGAUCUGACCUACGAAAAAAGAUCAAUGAUCAAUUUUUGGAGCUCAAGACAAUGGAACCAUGGCUUCAUAUCCAUGAAAAAGUGCACGAGGUGAAUCCAGCGAAUAUCCUGGAAGUCAUAUGCAUGGAUUCUGAUGCUCCUUAUUUCUCCUCUGAUAAUUUCAAGGCUAGUGUACUUCUAUCUGUGGCUGAAUGUUUAAGGGGAUUUGUUAUUAUACACGAAGAACUAUGUUCGUUCCCCGAAAUUUUCCUGCCAAUCUCUUCUUUGAUGCAAGAAAUUAUGGAUAAAUCAGACUUGCCUGGAUUGUUACAAUACAUUUUACAUGAAGUCAUUGAGUUGAUUAAAAACAGAAGUGAUGAAGUCCAUGCAUCAAGGCAGCCACUCCAAAUGCGAAAGCAGAAGCCUGAACCAAUCAGGCAGUUGAAUCCGAAAUUUGAAGAGAAUUACAUUAAAGGCCUUGAUUAUGACCCUGAUCGGGAAAGGGCACAAAUGAAGAAAAUGAAGAAACGCCUUAAGAGUGAGAAGAAGGGUGCAAUGCGCGAACUGCGUAAAGAUAAUUAUUUCCUGUCUGCUGUGAAAGAGAAGGAGAGGAUAAAACAAGAGCAAGAGAGAGCUGAAAAGUAUGGAAAAGCCAUGGCUUUCCUUCAGGAGCAGGAACAUGCUUUUAAAUCUGGACAGCUAGGGAAGGGCAGAAAAAGGAGGCGGUAACAUUUUCUCCAUAUUUAGUGUGUGUAAAUAUAUUGAUUAUAUUCCCCAUGCUGUUCAGUUCACCAUCUUUCUUGGGUACUGGAGAUUUAGACACAGCGAAUGGCCUUUGCAUGCUCCAUUUUAACUGCCUGUUGUAACUUCUAGCUUGUGGACACACCGAAAUACAAAAGUAGAUGGUCAGAACUCCCUUGUUAGCAAUAUGGAGACGGAGCGUCACUUGCAUGAAAGCUACUUGGAAGAAUGUUUUUGCAAUCUCCCCAACAAAGCACCAACAUGGCAAUGGUUUUUUUAUUUCUCUUGUAUCGGGAAAUGGAUUGCUCUACUGUGUUAUACUCCUGCAAUAGCAAUUUUGAUGUAUCACAGCCAAGAGUUUUUGAUGUGUUCCCUUUCCUUUUUGCACUCGUCAGAUGUACUGGAAUGUAAACCAAUGAAAUCCUUAAUGUAACAUUACUUCCAUUUUAUAGCCAUUCCUUGCCAUGUUGUUCA